This is a messenger RNA of Myxozyma melibiosi, 783 nucleotides long. Its product is annotated as putative 6-phosphogluconolactonase. The record is from RefSeq and is a predicted model, not a curated record. The transcript is spliced from 4 exons. Gene Ontology annotation, molecular function: 6-phosphogluconolactonase activity. NCBI's taxonomy places the organism in Eukaryota, Fungi, Ascomycota, Lipomycetes, Lipomycetales, Lipomycetaceae. Gene Ontology annotation, biological process: carbohydrate metabolic process; pentose-phosphate shunt. The coding region runs from base 1 to 783 and encodes 260 amino acids.
AUGCCUUCUCUUCCGCUUAUUUACGUCUUUCAGGACGCAGACGACAUGGCACCUGCCCUUGCCGACUACGUUCUUUCCGCCCAGACUGCUGCGCUCCAGCGCCACGACGCUUUCAAGAUUGGCGUGUCUGGCGGUUCUCUCGUUGCCAAUCUCAACAAGGCUCUCUUGCAUGACCCCAAGGUUGAAUGGGGGAAAUGGCACAUUUUCUUCGCCGAUGAGCGACUUGUCCCCCUCGAUUCGCCUGAUAGUAAUUACGGCCUGCUCAAGUCCGGCCUCUUGGACCAGCUCCCGGAGGGCACUCCCCAACCUAUCGUCCACGGAAUUGAUGUUACAAAGCUCGAUGACUCGCUUGAGAUCGCCGACGCCUACGAGAAAGAUUUGAUUAAGAGCUUCGCGGCUAAGGACUCUGUCAGAUUGCCCGCUUUCGACCUUCUCUUACUUGGAUGCGGCCCUGAUGGUCAUACCUGCUCGCUGUUUCCCGGACACGAACUGCUACGGGAAAACAUUGCGUGGGUUGCCCCGAUUGAGGACUCGCCCAAGCCGCCCCCACGACGAAUUACGCUUACCCUUCCGGUAGUCACACAGUCUCUUAGAAUUGCGUUCGUUGCAGUCGGUGAAUCGAAAGCUCCUGUUUUGAAGACCGUGUUCGAGAACCCCGAAGAGGGAUUGCCAUGCUCCCUGGUCAACGAGGGCGCCCGGGGAAAGGUGACAUGGUUCGUCGAUACGCCAGCAGUUAAGGGCGUUGCAGUCCAGAAGAAGGAAUAUAAGCCUUCCAAUUUAUAA